UUUGGUCGGAAUCGCCGGGGCCCGUGUGGGUUUCGGGCCUCUGGGCUGUGGCGGCGGCGGGACUGGGGGUGGCGGAAGAAGUUGGGGGACCCGGCCUUCGGCGCUUGGGCCCGGGGAGCUACGCCCUAGGCUGGGUCCCAACCAUCCAAAAGGACGCAUUUUGCCGCACAGGCUAAGAUGGCGGCGGCGGCCGAGGAGGCGGAGUUGGUGCUACACAAGGAGCCCGGGCCCCGGGUUCGGGGAGGCGGCGGCCGCGGCGGCCGCGGGGGGCGGCGGAACCUGAGGUCUGAUUCCCUGGCCUUUGUGUCCCUGGGAGCUUAAUCUCUGCCAGAGGAAAGCAGGUGUGCUCCACUUCUCCCGUGAACCUGAAGAUGAGUUGUCCCAGACCCUUCUCAGUGAUUGGAAACUUAGGUGGUGGAACUAACGGUUUCUUGUUACGAGACUUCCACAGACGACUCUCGUGUUGGGAUCCAUCCAUGGUUUAGCAACAUUAGUGGAAAACUUUUCUUGAACUGUUUAAGUAAUACUGAUACAAAUCUAGUUGUUAUAAAACUUUCAUGUCUAGAGUUAAGAUUUUGUGUGGUCCUUGAGAAGUCCUCAACGAGAGAAACACAGUUGAGGUCCUUGAUGGUCUUCUUUAUUAUCCAAGUUAAUAAUAUUGUCCGCAGAAAUAACCAAAUCACCAUCAUCUAUUCUGGCCAGUCCUAACUAAUGCCAGGCUUGUUGCAUCCAGAUGAUAGAUUAGAUUUGCCUUAACAGUAUAUUGCCUCUCUGCAGUAGUUUUCUUGGUCCCACAAGAAAAAGAGCAUUUCAAAAAAUAGACAACUCAAAUUUCUCAAAGAAAGGAAACCUGCUGUUUGCCUUCAGUUGUAUGUGCAAGUAUCCAAUCUCAACCAGAAAGAUUUUGCCAUUGAAGUGUAAAGAAUGAGAAUGCUACCUUAUAGAGAGUUGCACAAAAGUUUGAAUGGUUAAAAUCCAUGAAGGACACUUUGUAAAUUGAUCUGCAAUGGAAUUAAUGAUCGUGGUUUUUACUUGUGCUUCAAUAAUUUUUUUGCAAAUGGGAUUAAUGGUUAUAGCAUUGUUUUUCAUGACUGUUGAGCACUGUAAACCUUAUUGUAGUGUAACAAUUGGUGCUGUUGAGAGAAAGAUUUUUUUUCUGAAACAUGUAUUCUUAUAAUAAAGUUAUAAAAAGUACAUAACAAUGAAAAUAUGUAUCUUCACAUUCUAGUAUGCUGAGCUUUGAGGAAUAGAUGUGUUUUGUAAAUUGUGCAGAUGUGGACAUGAAAAUGCUUUCUCAUUAAUGUUUGGAUUAUGAAUGUUUUUGAGCUUAUGAAAGUAUUUAUAUGAAGUUUUGUUGUUUGGAAUUUGUACCAAGUUUGCUUAAUAAUUUCUUGCUCCAAGAUUUUUGUUAUUUUGAAGAAAUAAAACUCAUCUGUGAACUUUUUAUUAUGUAGGUUUUGUAUUUGUGAAGUAUAGAGGUCAAAAUUGAUUAGACAUUGAAAAAUAUAUUAUCCUUAAAAUAUUAAGAGUUUAUAUAAUAGCUUUUGGGGGCUAGAUUUAGAAUAUUACAAACAAAAUAAUUAGCAUGCUGUUAUAGCUUUAAGACCUGACUUUUGUGUGUAGAAAAAUAAUAUUUAAGAGAAAGUUCUAUGUUUGUGUUUUGAAAAAAUGAAUGUUAUAUUUGAAUUUGGUUUUGGGAGAUGUAAUUUUUUUGUAUUCAGAAAAACCUUUUAACUGUUGUUGUAUUUCUCCCAGCCUUCUCUUGUUUUAACUGAGUUAUUUAAUUAUUAUAUAAUAUUCAUUUAGUAUCACACUAGGAUAAGAAUGCAGAUAUAUAAAACAAAUGAUGUGGUUCCUGCUCCAGAGAGGUCAUUAUCUAAGAUACAACUUGAAGAGUGCUUAAUAAUGAAAUAUUUGAAUCACUGGAUUUACACAAGAUGAUAUGAACAAUGUGUAGUAAGACUGUGAAAGCUUCCUGGGAAAAGUACUUUUUAACCUAGAUUUUGAAUAAGUGAUAUUUAUAGAUUAGUGGAGAGGGAAGGGAGUAUCGGCUAGGGUGAAGGUUUGUUAAAAAGCACACAGAGAUGGGAAUUGUGGAAUGCAAGUAUUUUCCUUGUUUGAAGUAGAAUCUGUUUUAAAUGAAUAUGAUAAAAAUAAAGCUUAUAAGGUUGUGACCUGAGCUGGAGGAAUCUAAAAAAGUUUGUGUUAGAAAUAAGGAGUUCUACUAAAGGCCAUUGAACAGAAAUACAUGAAGAAAAAUGAGAAAGAUCAACAGCCAGAUAUGAUAUGAUUAGAGAAGAGAUUAAAGUGAGAACGGCCAGUUAGGGGUUAUUAUCUUGGUGAACGGUAGAGAGGGUAUAUUAAGAGUAAGAAUGGGUAGUUUAAAAAUAAAACAGGUGAAAAUGUGGCUCCUAAGUUUGUAGUAUAAAGUUAAUAUAAGAAUGGAACCAUUUUGUUAAUACUGUCUUUUGGUGUUGAAAAUAAACUUAUGUGGAGACACAGUUUACAUAUAAGUUACUAAUACUAAUUGAGAAAUCCUAUUAAAAAACAGGAGCUUUUUUUUUUUUUUAAUUUAUGAGCUUUAAAAAAAAAACUUUGACAACUAAGACCAAGAAAGUUAUGCUAUAGUGGUAUUUUUUUAAAUUGUUAGUACUGUCAACUAAAGAAAUAUUUGAGAUGAAUAGUAAGAGAUUGUAAUUGUAUUGUUGAGUUUUGAGUUAUAAUAGUACAUUUAAGGCAUGCCUUAAGAGAGAUUCUAGUUGCAACGGGAGUUGGUGUGGAAACAGAAGAUAAUAAAAAUUAAUAAUCUGGACUACCAGUGUUUAAAUGUUUUAGAAAUAGAUAUUGUUUUAAAAUUUGGAAGCAGUUGUGAACGCACUGCUGUUAUUGGGGGAAUCCCUAAAAUGUAGUUCCUGCUGGGCAAUAGUAGUUUCUGCUAUUUAAGAUGUGAGAUGUUUGUCUUUACUGGGGUUUGUAAGAGUUUUAAAUUGAACAUAUACUGUUGUUUUAGAAGGGGCAUCCCCAGUUGCUCGGUGGUAAAGAAUCCGCCUGCCAGUGCAGGAGAUGCAAGAGACGUGGGUUUGAUCCCUGGGUCGGAAAGAUCCUCUGGAGGAAGGCAUGGCAACCCACUCCAGUAUUAUUGCCUAGAAAAUUCUAUCGUCAGAGAAGUCUGGUGGGCUACAGUCCAGGGGGUUGCAAAGAGGUGAACACAGUUGAGCAUGCAUGUAUUCUCUUAAAAUGAGUACGGUUAUUAGAAAAUAUGAAUUAAAAUUAGAAAAUAUGAAAAACAAUUAUAAAAUAUGAAAAAUUAUAAAAAUUAGAUAGUUUUAAAAGUAUACUUCUGCCUCUUUUAGGGUUAGUAAAUAGAACAGUUUAGGAGUUAAUAAGAGUCUUGGAGUUUUAAGAUAAUAUAUUAGUCUUAUAACAAGUCUAUAUUUUAACCAUUCUCAUAGUUAAUAUAGGCUUAACUUUAGUUAAUGAAGAAGUUACUGUGGUUUCUGGCACCAUGGUAAAAUAGGGAGGUACAUUUCACUUCAUCCAAGUUACCGGUUGAGACAAAUCAGCUAAAGCAAAGGACAGUAGUUGGUCCCCAACUGUCAGUGGGGAAAAAGCAUUUUUAUCUGUAUUGCUGAGAUUGGAGUUUCUGUGUAGACAGAGUGGUAAAGGAUGACAGCAGAACUAUCUACUGUUCCAUGAAUAUUGGAUGAUCUAGUGGUUUGGGAAUAGGAAAUUUGCCUGAAAACCUUUCUCUGAACCUCAUUCUUGAAUAGUUCCCUAUUUAUACUCUUUGUGGCUGCAAACUUACUGGAAAUAGACCCAUCCUUACCUGUGUUCUCUGCCAUAGGCCUCUGCAUGCUCAUAAGCAGUGAAAAAUCACAACAUAAACAAGGAGAGCCAGCAGUUUAAACAAGAUGGAAACUAGGAAACCAAAUUGACUAUUCCAUAUACAUUGAUCCUGCUGAAACAGUUGACACAGGAGGGAGGUAGAAGAGGAGAUAGAGGUAUCUCUGGCUGUGCUGGACUCACAGUCUUAUGCUUUGGCAGUGAGUGUCUUAAUGGUGGCGUUGCCAUUAGAGUGAUACAAAUGGCAUCCUAAGUAGAUGUCCUUUGGUGUGAUAUUGCUUGCCUAAUUAUCUCCUGGCUUAUCUCUUUUUUCCACGCCUUAUUUCCCAACUUUCUGUCAAGUUUGGUUACCCAGUACCCUUCUAACAGCUUUUUCUUAACUUAAUUGGAAUAGAUUUCUUUCCCACUCUCCUUCCCUUUAUAAAUUGAAUUAAAAAUUUUUGUUAUGUGGUUUUAUAAGAGUUUUAUCUAAGUAAAAAUAGCAAAUGUUUGAAAUGAAUGGCAAAAUCAAUACUAGACAUUCAUAUCAAGCAAAGGCUAAAACUUUUCUAGUCCAAAACCUUUGAAUGAGAAAAAGACAAUUUUUUUAAUUAAUAAAAAAUUAGACCACUAAACAAUAGUAGGUUUGAGGGUUUGUGUGAUAAACUCAAAUAGCAAUGAAACAUAUGAAGUAGUGUUUUUAGAGAAACUGGUAACAAGAGUCUUUUUCAGGAGAUUUUAAUUUACCUCUCAGAAUUUAAUAGACCAAGUAAAUAAAAAUUAAGGCUAUAAAGAUUUGGAUAGCAAUACGCUUUAUCUAACAGGUAUAUGUCAAACUUUGUUCCCAAUAAAUACACAUUUUUUCCAAUUUAUGUGAAUUAAAAACUUUUAAUGUCUUGGGCUUCAAAGAGAAUUUGAAAUUUUAAAUAAGAGAAAUUAUAUAAGUCGAUAUAUUUUGACUACAUUAUAGAAAAACUGGUUGUUAAAGCUAAAAUGAUUUUAACUAUUUGGGUGAUUAAAACUGUAUCCUACUGAAACUUGAGCCUAAAUUUCAUACUAUUUAAAAAGGAGCAACAGUGAAGAAGACAUGCCACAUCAAAACUGGUGAGAUGAAUAUCUUUUUAAACAUGGUGGAUUAAAUAACCAUUUAUUUUGAAAUCAACCCUCUCGUAGAAUUAUAAUAAUUUUUUUAAAGCAUAAGGUAUCAAGGAAAAAACUGGAAAGUUGAUCACAGAAGUAAAGCUCUGGAAGCUGGAAAGCAGCAACUUUGUACCACUAAGAAAACUCAACUUUCCACUUUUGGUGGGAAAGGCCUAGAAUGGUCUAGAAUUGUGCUGUUGAACCCUGUGAUGCUUCAGGAAUUAGUGGCUGCAGGUACCUUAAGAGAAUUGUCUAAGAGUUAAUAAAUUAACAACCCUCAUGGUGCCAAUAAGAUGUUUCUUACCUUUAUCUAGGUUUCCUCUCUGAUACUGUGUUCUUGAACAGUAGGCAAGCUCAGGUUAAGAGUGUCAUACUCAGAAACAGAAUUGAGAAGAAUUUUACAUGUUGAACUAGGAAUCAUCGAGUUUCUUUCCUCCUGGUUCUGAAAAUACUAGACAUCAAGCUUUCUGCCCCCAGAGGUUUGAUUUAAUUUCGAAUGAGAUUGUUCUUGCAGCGAGAUGUUAAUAAGACAAAAUCUAGACUAAAUGUGUUAAAUGGGCUUACCAACAAUAUGGAUGAUUUGAAGAUAAACACCGAUGUUACUGGUGCUAAAGAAGAACUCCUAGAUGACAACAGUUUUGUAUCAGACAAAGAGAGUGGAGUUCAUAAACCAAAAGAUUGUCAAGCAUCAUUUCAGAAAAACAAUACAUUCACUUUGCCUGAAGAACUGUCAAAGGACAAAUCUGAAAAAGCCUUAAGUGGAGGCCAGUCUACUCUGUUUAUACAUGCUGGUGCUCCUACUGUUUCUAGUGAAAACUUUAUCUUGCCUAAGGGAGCUGCUGUUAAUGGACCAGUUUCACACUCCUCCUUAACUAAGACUUCCAGUAUGAAUAAAGGCAGUGUUUCAUUAACCACUGGACAGCCUGUGGAUCAGCCAACAACAGAAUCUUGUUCAGGUUUGAAUGUGGCAGCCGAUCUUCAGCUCUCUACACCACAGAAAGCAAGUCAACACCAAGUUUUAUUUUUAUUAUCAGAUGUAGCACAUGCUAAGAAUCCAACCCAUUCCAUUAAAAAACUACCUACCUCUGCUUCAAUUGGUUGUGACAUUCAGAAUUCAGUAGGGAGUGGUAUAAAGUCAGAUAGCACUUUAAUAAAUCAAGUAGAGGUGGGUGAGGAUAGUGAAGAUUUAUUGGUAAAAAAUGAUUGUGUCAGUACAUUAACAGGAAUUUCCUCAGGUACAGAUGAAUUUAGGUCAGACAAUGAUACAAACUGGGAUCCCCAAAAAGAGUUCAUUCAGUUUCUUAUAACUAAUGAUGACACAGUAGAUAAAGCUCCAGUUAACUCUAAAAUAGGUCUGGAAAAAAAGAGAAAGCGAAAAAUGGAUGUAAGCAAGAUAACUCGUUAUACUGAAGAUUGUUUUAGUGAUUCUAACUGUGUACCCAACAAGUCAAAAAUGCUAGAAGUAGACUUUAUGGAACAGAAUGAAGACGUGCAAGCAAUAGACUCACGGACAUAUGCAUUAUCACAAGUGAAACCUGAAUCAGCUGAUGAAGACUUGGAAUCUGUGGAUACUUUUCAACAUCUAAUUUUUAACUCAGAGAAGUGUGGAGAAGACAGUUCACCUGUUCAUACUAGCACUUUUCUUUCAAAUACCUUAAAAAAGAAAUGUGAAGAAAGUGAUUCUGAGUCACCUGCUACUUUCAGCACCGAAGAGCCAUCAUUCUACCCCUGUACAAAGUGCAAUGUGAAUUUUAGGGAGAAAAAGCAUCUCCACAGGCAUAUGAUGUAUCAUUUAGAUGGGAAUAGUCACUUUCGUCAUCUUAAUGUCCCAAGGCCAUAUGCUUGUAGAGAAUGUGGACGGACAUUUCGAGAUCGUAACUCACUGCUAAAGCAUAUGAUUAUUCACCAAGAAAGAAGACAGAAAUUGAUGGAGGAAAUACGUGAAUUGAAAGAACUUCAGGAUGAAGGAAGAAGUGCACGAUUACAAUGCCCUCAGUGUGUAUUUGGUACCAAUUGCCCUAAAACAUUUGUGCAGCAUGCUAAAACCCAUGAAAAAGAUAAAAGGUACUACUGCUGUGAAGAGUGUAACUUUAUGGCAGUGACAGAAAAUGAGCUGGAAUGCCAUAGAGGAAUUGCCCAUGGAGCAGUGGUAAAAUGCCCUAUUGUCAGUUCUGAUGUAGCCCAGAGAAAGACACACAAAAAAACAUUCAUGAAAGACCCCAUUAUAGGAUCAUCCAAAAAAUCAGCUACCUAUAUAUGUAAGAUGUGCCCUUUUACUACUUCAGUCAGGAGUAUUUUUAAAAAACAUAUGGAGUACUUGCAUUCAUCAUCAUGCAUUGAUUCAUUUGGCAGUCCUCUUGGACUUGAUAAAAGAAAAAGUGACAUAAUUGAAGAACCUAUAGAUACUGAUAGUCCUAAACCAUUAACUAAACAACAGUCAACAUUUCCAAAGAACUCUGCUUUAAAACAAGAUGUAAAGCGAACAUUUGGAUCAUCCUCACAAUCAGGUAAUUUUUCAAAAUUCCAUAAACGGCCACACAGAAUACAAAAGGCUCGGAAAAGCAUUGCCCAGUCAGGUGUAAAUGUGUGCAAUCAAAACAGUUCUCCUCACAAGCCUGUUAUGAUUAAAAGCAGCAUUGACCAAAAACCUAAGUAUUUCCAUCAGACAGCAAAAGAAAAAUCUAAUGCCAAGGCAAAUAGCAACUAUUUAUAUAGACAUAAAUAUGAAAACUACAGAAUGAUCAAAAAAUCAGGUGAAUCAUAUCCUCUGCAUUUCAAAAAAGAGGAAGCUAGUUCAUUAAAUUCUUUACAUCUGUUUUCAUCAAGUAAUUCUCACAACAAUAGUUUUAUUUCAGACCCUCAUAACUCUGACACCAAAAGGUCAGAAAGCUUCAAAGACCACAGGCGUGUAGCUGUAAAGAGAGUAGUUAAGGAAUCUAAGAAGGAAAGUUCUGUUGGAGGAGAAGACUUGGAUAGCUAUCCAGAUUUCUUGCAUAAGAUGACCGUUGUUGUUUUGCAAAAACUUAAUUCUGCCGAAAAGAAAGAUAGCUAUGAAACAGAAGAUGAAAGUUCCUGGGACAAUGUUGAGCUAAGUGACUACACUACACAGACUAUAGAAGAUGAAACCUAUCAUGAUAUUAAUCAAGAACAUGUAAACUUAUUCCCUCUAUUUAAAAGCAAGGUGGAAGGUCAACAGUCCGGAGAAAAUGCUACACUUAGUUAUGAUCAGAAUGAUGGCUUUUAUUUUGAAUAUUAUGAAGAUGGUGGAACUAAUAACUUUUUGCAUGAGAUUCAUGAUCCUCAGCAUUUAGAAAAUGCAGAAACUGCAUUGUCAAAGCAUAGUUCUGUUUUUCACUGGACUGAUCUGUCUCUUGAGAAGAAAUCAUGUCCUUACUGCCCAGCAACAUUUGAAACAGGUGUUGGGUUGUCAAAUCAUGUCAGGGGACAUCUUCACAGAGCAGGAUUAAGCUAUGAAGCCCGCCAUGUUGUAUCACCAGAACAAAUAGCCACAAGUGACAAAAUGCAACAUUUCAAAAGAACUGGCACAGGAACACCUGUUAAGCGAGUUAGAAAAGCUUUAGAGAAGUCUGAAAACACUUCUGAACACACUUGUCAGCUGUGUGGUGGUUGGUUUGAUACUAAAAUUGGAUUAUCAAAUCAUGUUAGAGGCCACCUGAAAAGACUUGGAAAGACCAAGUGGGAUGCUCACAAAUCUCCAAUCUGUGUUCUGAAUGAGAUGAUGCAAAAUGAAGAAAAAUACGAAAAAAUCUUAAAGGCAUUGAACAGUCGUCGUAUUAUUCCUCGACCAUUUGUAGCUCAAAAACUUGCAUCAAGUGAUGACUUUCUAUCUCAAAAUGUUAUACCUCUUGAAGCAUACCGUAAUGGCCUAAAGACUGAAGCUUUAUCAGUGUCUGCAUCAGAGGAAGAAGGGCUGAGUUUCUUAAAUGAAUAUGAUGAAACUAAGCCAGAACUGCCCAGUGGAAAAAAGAAUCAGUCUCUUACACUGAUAGAACUGCUUAAAAAUAAAAGGAUGGGAGAAGAAAAGAAUUCCUCUGUUUCUCCUCAAAAGAUCCAUAAUCAAACUGCAAGAAAGAGGUUUGUUCAGAAAUGUGUUCUUCCACUAAAUGAAGAUAGUCCAUUGAUGUAUCAACCACAAAAAAUGGACUUCACUAUGCACUCAGGUAUGCCUGUGAAGCUUAGAACAUGUGUGCAUUGCAAUACGACGUUUACAAGUGCUGUUAGCCUGUCCAACCACUUACGCGCUUAUGCACGAAAGAAGAGUGCUGGACUUUUGACUGGUACAGCCUUAGAUUGUAAGCAAAAGAAAUCAAGGUCAAGAUCCGGAAGCAAGAAGAAACUUCUAACAUUACCUCAUGGUGCUGACGAGGUUUACAUUCUCCGAUGCAGGUUUUGUGGCCUAGUCUUUCGUGGACCGUUGUCUGUUCAGGAAGACUGGAUUAAGCACUUACAACGACACAUUGUAAACGCUAACCUUCCACGGACUGGAGCUGGCAUGGUGGAAGUCACAUCACUACUCAAAAAGCCUGCCUCCAUUACAGAAACUUCAUUUUCUCUACUAAUGGCAGAAGCAGCUUCAUAGAACAAGAAAACCUUUUAAAUAGCAAAUUUGAAUUGGAUGUAAAUUUGAAAUUCUUUGUCCUUUUUUUUCAAAGCCACAUUAAAUUAUCCAUUUAUAAAUACUAAAGCAGGAAAACGGGGAAAAGUGAAUGGCAGUGACAUCAGAGCAAAUUGAGUGCUUCAAACAGUAAGUAGUCUCUGUGUUUUAUACAGGAUGGGAGAGGCGUCUCUAAGGCUUACUACGUCUAGUCAGUAACCGUUCACUCAGUGAAAGACAAGUACGUGUAAGCAGUCGUUAAUAAACUGUUGCACAUGGAUACUUAAAGACAGACUUACUGGAAAAUUAUGUUUUCUGCAGUGUUACCAGAAUCAAGGUUCUGUUUAUUCCCCACAAGACUUGCGUUGAAAAAUAAGAUAUUAUAUUUUGUUUGUAUAUAUUUAGUGUUUUGUAUAAUACCAGGAACUGCUAACUAAAUUUACUCAACUUAGGGCAUUAAAUAUCAUGUACUUCAUAGUUUGAGACUGUUCACUCAAAUAGGGCAGAGUACUAUUCUAUCUAGACGUGUAAGUGUUUUUUUAAAAUCACAUGGAACGGUUUUUUUUUUUUUUUAUACUAAAAAGUGGAGGGAGAUUUGUUUAAACAAGUAUUUCUAAAAGAAAUAUGUACAUAGUCCUGGAAAUUAUUUGUGGUAAGGAAAUAUUCUUUACUCCAGUUGCAUUUCUCAGACAAUAAAGUGGUGCAUCCAUGCUACCUCCUACUUUGUCAACAAAGAUGCUAUUUACCCUUUACAUUUUUGUAUCAUAAUAGAUUUUAAAAAAUCUAAUAUUCUUUAUUGCAAGACAUCCUUUUGUUAACAGAUUUGUUUCUUUUUAAUGUUUUACCUAAAAUUUGACAUGCUUACAGGACAGGUUUGCCUCUUUAUUUAACAUUGUAGAAAUGUAAUUAAUAAAAUGAUGCUCACUACACGGUUUAGAAUAGGCUUUCUCAUUUAUAGUCUCUUCCAAAUUUGAUCAGUUAACAAAACUUAAUACACCAAUUGAAAUAUUUCUAUAUAUGAUGAGAAUGUUUACAAUUUAAAUUUUAGAACUUGUUUUGGAUGUGAUUAUAUGUACGAAAAUCGUGUAACACUAUGCUCAUGCUAAGAACCGACAUAAUGGAAUUACUGAAAUAAAUGUGCUGUGAGGAAUGGAAAAUAUGGUGCAGAUGUCUUGGUCAUGAUAAAUUGUGAUUCUCCUUUUAAAUUCCUUCCAAAAACAGAUUAGUUCUUUUAAUCUGAAAUCAGAUUCCUUUACAAAUAACAGUUUUUGUAUGCAAGCACCAUUUCAUUUUAUUUCAUGUAGUAUGGCUAAUACUAUAGUUGAAACAAGGAUAUGCAUUGAUACUUUUCUUCGUAUGUAAAUAAAGUUAAAAGCAGUUAAAAUGAGUAUUUUGGUAGAGUAUAUAUACAUACCUCACUGCCAGUGAAAUUGCUUUCCUAUGAUAUAUCUCCUUACCAGAAAAAUCUCUAAAUAAAAAAAGACUUAAGAAAAUUA
Messenger RNA from Cervus elaphus (red deer), 11073 nucleotides. It is a transcript of the gene ZNF644, whose product is annotated as zinc finger protein 644. The transcript is spliced from 9 exons. NCBI's taxonomy places the organism in Eukaryota, Metazoa, Chordata, Mammalia, Artiodactyla, Cervidae. Gene Ontology annotation, biological process: regulation of transcription by RNA polymerase II. The record is from RefSeq and is a predicted model, not a curated record. Gene Ontology annotation, cellular component: nucleus. The coding region runs from base 5459 to 9562 and encodes 1367 amino acids. Gene Ontology annotation, molecular function: DNA-binding transcription factor activity, RNA polymerase II-specific; RNA polymerase II cis-regulatory region sequence-specific DNA binding.